Messenger RNA from Corticium candelabrum, 1129 nucleotides. Its product is annotated as adiponectin-like. Lineage: Eukaryota; Metazoa; Porifera; Homoscleromorpha; Homosclerophorida; Plakinidae. The record is from RefSeq and is a predicted model, not a curated record. Gene Ontology annotation, biological process: immune response. Gene Ontology annotation, molecular function: tumor necrosis factor receptor binding. The transcript is spliced from 7 exons. The coding region runs from base 2 to 913 and encodes 303 amino acids. Gene Ontology annotation, cellular component: membrane.
GAUGGACUUCUCUCAGCUAUUGCAACCAUGUCGAGAUUUCUGGUUGUUGCUAGUAUCAAUUGCCACAGUCUUCGCAAUCAUUCAGAACUACCAUUUGGAAUAUCUGCAUCAAAGUGAGAGAAACGAGUUGCAGAAACACAAAGCUAGACUGGACUUUCUGGAGCAGCAGCUUACUUUAUUGUCAAAGAAAGAAGAGACACCUUACGCAGCUUCGAUGGAGCGUGCGUUGCGCAGAGAAAGAAGUGCAGAGUGUCCCCAAAAGUGCAGAGGACCUCGAGGAUAUGAUGGAGUGAAAGGAGAACGAGGAAGUCUUGGGGAGAAAGGCUCAAAGGGAGAGUCUGGGAAUCAAGGCAUAAUCGGAAGAAAGGGAGAGAAAGGACACAGAGGUCCACCUGGGUUUACUGGUAGCAAGGGUGAAAGGGGUAGUCAUGGCCGUAAAGGAGCAAAGGGUGAACAAGGACUAGCCAUAGAAAAGGAAAAGCUAGUGCCACUUGCUCACAUUGUGGGAGAUGACAAACGAUUUAAUCAUGUCGGGAAACAUCAACUUUCUACAAAUCUUUGGAAUAAAUCAGCAAGUAUUUGUAACUAUACUAUCUCUCUAGUAGAGAAAGAGCUUGCUUGGCAUUUAGUUAUGCCCACUGGUGGUGUUUACUUUGUCUACGCUCAGCUCAAUCUUUUGGAAAAUGACACAAGUGAAGGGUUAUUUUAUGAAUUGACUGUUAAUGAUCAACGCACAAUUGCUACUUCUUCAAAUGCUGCUAUAGAAAGGUCGGGUUCACACUUCAUAGGAGUGCUGGCGGUUCUGCAGAAAAAUGAAAUUGUUUCUGUAAAGCUAAAAGAAAACGCUCACAUUCAGUAUGCUCACAGUUUCUUUGGUGCAUUUCGGGUGUCUUGUGUGCUGCCGGAUUGUUGAUAGUAUAAUACCAUUAAAAUGACUGUUUGACACUCAUAUGACAUUGUUUAGUGUAAAGUCUACAAGUCUAUAUAGGUUAAAUAGUGCAUGUUUGUAAGUAGUUGCGUUGUUUCUAGUGCUGGUUCUGUAAUUGCAAUUGGAACAGUAAACUUUGGACAUUUUUCAUGUAUCUGAGUACUGCCAAUAGCAACAUGAAUACAAGUCUAUUGAGCAUCA